This is a messenger RNA of Helicoverpa zea (corn earworm), 2146 nucleotides long. It is a transcript of the gene RNF220, whose product is annotated as E3 ubiquitin-protein ligase RNF220. The coding region runs from base 237 to 1376 and encodes 379 amino acids. NCBI's taxonomy places the organism in Eukaryota, Metazoa, Arthropoda, Insecta, Lepidoptera, Noctuidae. Gene Ontology annotation, molecular function: ubiquitin protein ligase activity. The transcript has 8 exons. Gene Ontology annotation, biological process: protein ubiquitination. The record is from RefSeq and is a predicted model, not a curated record.
AAAGCAAUUUUAAAAAAAAGUUGUGUAAACGAUCUUACUAUUAUUGUUUUGCUUCCAAUUAUUUGUUUUAUUACUAAAAUUACCGCGUCUAUGUCCGUAAGAUGACUCGCGGUAACUUAAACGAACUUCCAUUGAAAACUCCCAACUCUCAAAACGCGAUUUAAUUGCACAAUUAAUGGGAUGUUUACAGAUUUUUUAUCAGUGUAGAUCAACAACAAGAUCUUUAAUCUAUUGAAAUGUUACCAAUUUUGAUGUAUAAUAACAUGGAAGGGGGUUCUAAUAGUUUAAAUAACACGCCUAAUUCUAGUUUUAGUCAGUACGAUGAUAAUAUAAUACUAAAUUGUGUGAGAAAUCGUAAAAAAGUGACGGAAUUACCGAGUUGCCCGGUAUGUAGUUGCACGAUAAGGCAGGGGGAAUUAGACUCUCAUUUAGCUCUAGAAGUGGAAAGAUUGCAGAAGUUAUCUAGUUGUGGGUCGAAAAGGAAGCUUAGUGUGAACUCUAGUGCAAAUUUAGCGGUUGCCGGGUCUAGUACGAGUGUGGAAGUGCCCGAGGAAGAAGUAGAAGUGGAUGUAUCUGGCUGUCUAGGAAGUGAUGUAUACCAGCGAGUACACUCGAACAGACUCCGGCGUCUCCGCGCCCGGCGCCGCAGCUCUCCCACUCCUCAGAGCGGGGAGUGUCCCGUCUGCAACGCUCGCCUACCCGUGUGCAGACUGCAGAGGCACGCACUACGCUGCCUGAAGAGAACUGGUGCUGCGCUGGAUGAGGAUGUCCCCGACACCAGCUCUGAAGACGAGAGCAUUGAUGUCGAGAACGACGAGCCUACAGGCGGCGCUUUCGGAGCAGAAUACCAGUGGUGCGGCGAGUGGCGGGUGAGAGCGACUGCCCUGCAGGACUCCGAAGCCAGGGCUGCGACUACAGUGCGCAGGGCUUCUAACGAUCAGGCAUUGGUGGUUGAUGGUGAUGAAGACACGGAGCUGUACGGCCCCCCACAAUAUUCUCCAUCAAGGAUAGCGCCAGAUGCAGACCUAACUCCUGUGACAACGGAGACGGAAGAAGAACCCAUAGACACACAAAAUGAGGUAGAGAACAAAACACCGGAGCCUGCUAGCAAGUGUAAUGGCUUAGUAGAAGCCAGUGCUGAAACUAGAAUUCAAGCAUUGAAAGCAAGAAUAAAAGACUUGGAAAGAAAGGCAAAUGGUGCUGGAGAGAUGAAAUGUCUGAUAUGCUUAGAGCAGUAUACCUCGCCUACCGUCUCCAUACAGUGCUGGCAUGUUUACUGCGAAGUAUGCUGGCUCCAAUCUCUAAGAGCAAAAAAAAUCUGCCCGCAGUGCAACGCCAUCACAACAGCCCAGCAUUUACGAAGAAUUUAUAUGUGAACAAAUUAUCUAUAAACUAUAGGUAGAGCUUACCACAAGUGUAUACAGAAUAUUGGGGUUGAUAACACCCUCUUGAAAAUGGUGUUAUAAAAUACUCCCAAAAAAGUCGGGGUGUGAAAUACCCUCUGAAAAUGUUGGGGUAAAAAUAACCCCAAGUAUGUUGGGGUGACAAUAUAUCCCGUGCAUUUUGAGGUAACAAAACAUCCCCAUUGAUUUUAGGGUUAAAAAAUACCCAUUGUAUGUUGGAGUUGUAGGUGAAAAAAGAUGGGGUACCAAAACACCCGUUGAAUAAAAUGCCAUAAUACUACGAAGUGGUGAGCUGGAGUUUUGGGGGUACAGUCCUUUUUCGAUUUCGACUUUGAGACCUUGAAAUAAAGUUGGAUUAAUAUAACCUAUGUAUGUUGGGGUAAAAGUUACCACCAUGCAUUUUGGAGUUAUAUAAUACCCCAAAAUGGAGGGUAACAAAAUACCCUAUGCAUUUUAAGGUUAUCAAAUCCCAAUCUGUAUUGAGAGUUUGUAAUUAUAUUGGAGUUGCAGAGGACCCCAGAUAUUGCGGGGUAGAAAAUACCCCAUCUUUGUUGGGGAUUUUAUAAUACCCUACAUAAAGUUGGGUACCAAAAUACCCCAAAUGAAAUAGGUGUUAAAGCAGUUUUGACUGGUUGUAAGAAUAUAAACGUUCUGCAAGGAUUUAGAUAGGAUAGAAAGAUUUGCUCAAAUAAUUUGAGUCAAGAAAGUAUAAGUCUGAUUAUAAAAUUCAUUUUUCCUAAUUA